AUGCUUCGGUCCUUGCCAGAAAAAUACAAAAGUCGUUGGCGUGAUCAUCUCCAGAAAGUCGUACAUGCAUUCAAUUGUACCAGAAAUGACGCGACAGGAUACUCCCCAUUCCUCCUACUCUUUGGCAGACCCCCGCGAUUGCCAAUUGACCUUAUGUAUGGUCUGAAACCCCCACCUGGCCAUAGCACUUAUCCUGAAUAUGUCAAGAAAUGGCGAGAAUCGAUGUCCGAAGCAUACCAACUUGCAUCUGAAAAGGCAGAAAAAAACGCUACGAGUGGGAAAGUGCAAUAUGACAAGAAAGCUAAGAGUACGAGUCUACAACCCGGUGAUCGUGUGUUAAUACGAAAUGUGAAAGAAAGGGGUGGUCCCGGCAAGUUACGGUCGUAUUGGGAAGACAAAGUUUACAAAAUCGUGCGUCAGAAAUCAAAUGAGAUUCCCGUGUAUGAAGUCAUUCCUGAGAGUGGCGGGGAGAAGACAAGAGUACUGCACAGGAACAUGCUAUUUCCAUGUACGUAUCUUCCUGUGGAGAAUCCUAUUGUGAAACCAGCUCAGUUAAAAAAGAAAAAGAAGAGUGAGAAGGAGAAACAGGUCACACAAGAUUAUCUGACAGAUAGUGAAGACGAGUUCGAGAUUGCUACGUUUGCACCUGAAUUAACGCGGUCAGACCCAGAGGAUGAAUUCGUGCCAGUGUCGGUUGAAAAUGAAGCCCAGCAGAGUGUUGAGGAAGCUGUACAAGAAGGUGCCACACCAGAAGAACCAGCUCAAGAGAGUCAAGCUUCGACUGGUACCACGGUAGCAGCGGAGGCUGAGACACAAGUUGAUUCACACCCAGUUAGUUCACAACGAGUACGACGACCACCAACCAGCCUGGGAUAUGGCAAUCUGGGUCAACCAACGGAACAUUGGACCAGUAUUAACGCGGUCCAUGCACCUGCCACAAACAACAUGUAUCUACACCAAUACCCUGUGCUCCCGACACCUCCAAUACCGUUCUUUCCCCCAAUACUUCCUAUGUCAUUACCUGUAUUUCCAUUAUAUUGGUCAAGUUGGCAAGGACCAAUUAUGCCAUCAAAUAUAUGGUGUUAG
Paramuricea clavata is the source of this 1086-nucleotide messenger RNA. The record is from the annotation of a GenBank genome assembly. NCBI's taxonomy places the organism in Eukaryota, Metazoa, Cnidaria, Anthozoa, Malacalcyonacea, Plexauridae.